UUGAUGCAAACUGCCGAGCCAGGCAACUGCCGCCCUUGCAAGUAAACUGUGAGCUUCGUCUCUUCUUUACUUUCCAACCUAUACAUACAUCCACUUGUACCUAUAGAAAAGGUACACGGCCGUUGUACAGAGUACAUAAUCAAGUGCAUGUCGGAGAGAGAACUCCGGAGAAGGAUUCCGGUGAGCCGGAUUGUUAGAAGCAGAGCACCGCAUCGAUCGUCGCUGUCACCGUCACCGUCACCGUUAGGUCAUCGGAGAAGUAGGCCUGUGCCUGUGCCUGUGCGACGCCGAUCAUCGAAGCAGCCGUUGAUUAGGGCUUUGAAACGAUGCGGAUCGGAGCCGCUCUUGCCUUCUGCCGCCUCCUCCCCGGACGACGGUGGCUGGAAUUUGACGCCACCGCAGCAGGAGGUGCUUUUCCGUCCGCAUACUUGUACAGAUAUAUUUUCGACUCCGGACUAUUUCGUGAAGAUAUCUCCGGCGAAUCACCAUUUCCCGGGGUACAACAAGGAGUCCAAAGUGGUGGUUAAUGUGACAUUUGAAGGAUGUCCUGGUCCUGUUCGCACCAUGGUCAAGUUAGGAACAAGUGUGGACGAAACCAUUCGUCUUGCCAUUAACAAGUACAGUGAAGAAGGUCGCUCUCCUCAUCUCAAUACCAAUGGUGUCUCAUCCUUUGACUUGUACCAAUCCAACUUCAGUCUUCAAAGCCUGAGUAAGUCGGAGUUGAUAGGAGAUGUUGGCAGCAGAAGCUUUUAUCUCCGGAAGAGCAGUAAAAAUAUGAGCAGAGGAGAGGUAUCCACAACCUCUCUCAAUUCAGACUCUGAUGAAUACGUUUCCCUUGCUGAAUUCUUCUCUCGAAAGAUCAACAAAAUCUUAAGAAGAUCUGGUAAGCUCUGCCAAUUCUUUGGGUGCUUCCAGUGCUAAGGAUAAUUAAACCUAUUAUACCCCUUUUUACUGUACUGGAGGGAGUAGCAUGGUAGUUUUAGAUCACUGCUACUCUGCUCUCAUCAUAUAGCUUCAAUUACUAGUAUUGCCUGGGUUUUCUUUCCAU
This is a messenger RNA of Ipomoea nil (Japanese morning glory), 1048 nucleotides long. RefSeq lists its product as uncharacterized. The coding region runs from base 148 to 921 and encodes 257 amino acids. Lineage: Eukaryota; Viridiplantae; Streptophyta; Magnoliopsida; Solanales; Convolvulaceae. The transcript has 3 exons. The record is from RefSeq and is a predicted model, not a curated record.